This is a messenger RNA of Lasiosphaeria miniovina, 2223 nucleotides long. Its product is annotated as FAD/NAD(P)-binding domain-containing protein. The record is from RefSeq and is a predicted model, not a curated record. Bases 403 to 1974 code for a protein of 523 amino acids. Gene Ontology annotation, molecular function: oxidoreductase activity. NCBI's taxonomy places the organism in Eukaryota, Fungi, Ascomycota, Sordariomycetes, Sordariales, Lasiosphaeriaceae. The transcript has 4 exons.
UCGGGAUUCCCUCACCAGACAGCGAAUUCUUUGCAGCUGGCUUUACUAGUGUAAAAUUGCCGCUUGUCUGCGCGCGCUUUUUGCCCUUGACGGUAUUCCGUUUACGAACAGGCAAGCGCUAGACAGUCCACUGCCGGCACUGGCAGGCACUGGCGAUUGAUCGCCUGCAACCUGACCUGACCGUGGGCACCUGCCGUCCGAGGUGAUGUGUCGCGGUUCUGAAGCUGUUUGAACCGGCAGGGCAGGACAUUCCAUGCUUAGUGUUUCAGCAAUUGCGCUUUCCUUUUGUACCUGUCUUCCAUUCCCGUUUGAGUCCCUCUUCGGUUCCAGGUUUCCUCCUUCCCUUCUGUCACACCUGCCACGUCCCGUCUUUCGGGAACACCCUUCACUCAGACGAACGAAAUGGGCGACAACGACAGCGACAGCGGACAAGAGCCCUUGAAGAAGGUCGCCAUCGUGGGCAGUGGCUGCGCCGGCAUCGCCGCCCUGUGGGCCUUGAAUCGGAGCCACCACGAUGUGUACCUUUACGAGGCCGACAGCCGCCUUGGGGGCCAUACCAACACCGUGGAAUGGGUGAAGGGCAAAUACAAGACCAUGGUCGACACGGGUUUCAUUGUCAUGAAUACGGCCACCUACCCAAACUUCAUCAACUUUCUCAACAGGAUCCGUGUGGACAUGGUGCAGACGGAGAUGACGUUUGCCGUCUCGCGAGACCAUGGCCUGUUUGAGUGGGCCGGGGGCGGUCUGGACGCCCUGUUUUGCCAGCGGGGGAAUCUGUUCUCGCCGAGGAUGUGGCGCAUGAUAUUUGACAUUGUCCGUUUCAACCAGAUGGCCCUGGACGUCUUGAGGAAAGACGACCAGACUUCUGUUCGCCCCGACGAAACGAUUGGCGAGUAUAUGCAGCGAAACGGGUACUCGGAUUCCUUCCGCGACGACUAUCUUAUCCCCAUGACGGCCGCGGUCUGGAGCACGAGCCCCGACAAGUGCUCGCUCGACUUUCCGGCCGUGACUUUGAUUCGCUUCCUAUGGAACCACCACCUUCUGUCGACGGUCGCCGCGAGGCCACCGUGGCUCACCAUAUCAGAAGGGUCAAAGGCGUAUAUUGACGUUGUCAUGAAGGGCUUUCCACCGAACCAUCUGUUUCUCAACACGCGAGUACGGUCCGUGACCAACGAGGACGACGGCCGUGUGCGGCUCCACCUCGACGGGGGGCGGUCCGAGGUGUUCGACCACGUUAUCCUGGCAACACACGGCGACCAGGCGUAUUCAAUAAUCCGCGAGUCUGCAACGGACGAGGAGAGGGACAUCAUGUCAAGCUUCCACACGUCCGAGAACUCGGCAGUGUUGCAUUCGGACCUGUCUCUGAUGCCCGAGUCUCGAAAGUCGUGGUCGAGCUGGAACUACAUAACCAAAUCGUCACCCCUGACGGGCACGGGCAACAUUGACCAGGUCUGCCUGACAUACAACAUGAACAUCUUGCAGCACAUCCCACGGGAAGCCUUUGGCGACGUGCUUGUGACGCUCAAUCCGCUCCACGAGCCGGAUCCGAACACAGUGCAGGGGCGUUAUUCGUACAGGCACCCUCUUUACACGCCUGCGGCCAUCCGGGCCCAGCAGCGUCUGCCAGACAUACAGAACAAGCGCGGGAUCAGCUAUGCGGGAGCAUGGACUAAAUAUGGGUUUCACGAGGACGGGUUCAGUAGCGGCCUCCAUGUCGCGCAGGACUAUCUUGGGUCAAAACUGCCAUUUGAGUUCAAGGACUCAACAUUUAGUCGCGGCAAGAAACCGGAACUGCGACUCGGGGACCGGAUUUUGCGAUUGUGGAUUUUGGCCAUUCAGAUGUUCUUCAUUGCCGUCGUGGACAGGAUCGCGAGGCAGUUGCGGACGACGAAGCAGCUGGCCGUUUCGGCAUCCCGCGUGAACGGUAGUGCGGCGAUGAAUGGGAACGGGAGAGUGCACGAGAAGGAGCUGUAGUGAGGUGACUGAGACAGGAGACAGGCGCACACGGUGAUUCUGGGGCAUUUGCGGGGGCCCUAAAUUUGUAGAUUCCCCCCAAAGAAAAGAAGAAAAUAAGUAAAAGAAGAUGAGUAUUAGCUCUAUCCAUACAUGAGUUUACGAGACACUCUCUUCUCUGUCUAGGGAUUUUCUUCCCUAAGAUGCUCGUCGAAACCCAAGUCUUUAACCCCCGAAGAAGCUCGGAGCUCGUAUUGAGAUGGAGAGGGA